GGUAGGGGGCAGUCAACCAUCACUUCCAGUUCCGCAAAGAAAAGCUACACUAGUUUCUCUCCGGAUACAUUUAGCCUGCACACCUCACAGAAAGAAACGCCGCAUUCUCACGUUUUGAUAACUUGAACCGUUGCAGAUGGCGACUACUAAAGUUCCAGAGGUUCGUGACAUCACACGGAUUGAGAGAAUUGGUGCACAUUCUCACAUCCGUGGACUUGGUUUGGAUGAUGCUUUGGAACCAAGACAGGUGUCUCAGGGGAUGGUUGGUCAGCUGGCCUCCAGACGGGCAGCAGGGGUCAUCCUCGAGAUGAUCAAAGACGGCCACAUAGCUGGCAGGGCGGUGCUGUUUGCAGGCCAGCCCGGCACUGGAAAGACCGCCAUCGCCAUGGGUAUUGCUCAGAGCCUCGGGCCGGACACCCCCUUCACAGCGCUGGCCGGCAGUGAGAUCUUCUCCCUGGAGAUGAGCAAGACUGAAGCGCUCAGCCAAGCCUUUAGAAAAGCUAUUGGAGUGAGGAUCAAGGAGGAGACGGAGAUCAUCGAAGGAGAAGUUGUAGAAAUCCAGAUCGAUCGACCUGCCACUGGAACGGGUGCCAAGGUAGGCAAGUUGACCUUGAAGACUACUGAGAUGGAGACAAUAUAUGACCUGGGCAACAAGAUGAUUGACAGUCUCAGUAAAGAGAAGGUUCAAGCGGGUGAUGUCAUCACCAUCGACAAGGCUACCGGCAAGAUUAGCAAAUUGGGCCGCUCCUUUACCAGAGCUCGAGACUAUGAUGCCAUGGGAGCUCAGACCCAGUUUGUGCAGUGCCCGGAGGGUGAGCUGCAGAAGAGGAAGGAGGUGGUGCACACGGUGUCCCUGCACGAGAUCGACGUCAUCAACAGCCGCACGCAGGGCUUCCUCGCUCUUUUCUCCGGAGACACCGGCGAGAUCAAGUCGGAAGUGCGCGAGCAGAUCAAUGCCAAAGUUUGCGAAUGGAGAGAAGAGGGCAAGGCGGAGAUCAUCCCCGGGGUGUUGUUUAUUGAUGAAGUGCACAUGCUAGAUAUGGAGUGUUUCUCCUUCCUGAACCGUGCCUUGGAGAGUGACCUGUCCCCUGUUCUCAUCAUGGCCACCAACAGGGGCAUCACUCGCAUUCGUGGCACAAACUACCAGAGCCCUCAUGGGAUCCCCCUGGAUCUGUUGGACCGCCUGCUUAUCAUCGCCACCUCCCCUUACACCGAAAAGGAGACGAAACAGAUCCUAAAGAUCCGGUGUGAGGAGGAGGACGUGGAGCUGAGCGAGGAGGCUCACACGGUCCUGACUCGCAUCGGCAUGGAGACGUCGCUGCGAUACGCCAUGCAGCUCAUCAGCACGGCCGGUUUGGUGUGUCGCAAACGCAAGGGCACAGAGGUACAAGUAGAGGACAUCAAGAAGGUUUACUCUCUCUUCCUGGAUGAGGCCAGAUCUUCUCAGUACAUGAAGGAGUAUCAGGAGUCCUUCCUCUUCAACGAAACGCAAACAACUCAGAUGGAAACCUCGUAAUGAAAAAGUCUUGUUUUCUUACUAUGUCAAUUUAUAAUGUUGUCUAUCUUCCGCGCAGUUGUCUGUUCAAACUUUUCCUCCAAUUUGAAAUAAACAACAAGCGACUGACUUGCAAUAUUAUGGGUUUGUUUGGGCAGCAGAUCGGCUAUUUCCAUUCUUUAUUUUUAUAAUUUCCAAUAUGUUUUCCUUAAUUUGUACCAAUUCUUCAUAUAAAAUAGCAAUUAAAAAAAUAAUAAACAUGGUAUUUAUCUUCCUAAGCAAGUCAACAGUGUACUGCUGUGCAUUGAGCAUGAACAAUCAAUCACUUGCAGGAUUUCUUGACAUUUGUCUUCCCAGUUCACCUUUUUAUAUUACAUUGUUUGAGCGUGUCGCCUUCAUGUUUGUCUCUGAGGUCUGGUAGGAAUACCCAUUCCCCGUGUGUUCUUGGUUGAGUCGUCAUUACAUGGUUUUCAUUUUUAUGAAAAUGAUUAAAAAGGUUUUAACAACAAA
Messenger RNA from Phyllopteryx taeniolatus (common seadragon), 2005 nucleotides. It is a transcript of the gene ruvbl2, whose product is annotated as RuvB-like AAA ATPase 2. Gene Ontology annotation, molecular function: DNA helicase activity; ATP binding; ATP hydrolysis activity. The record is from RefSeq and is a predicted model, not a curated record. Gene Ontology annotation, biological process: chromatin remodeling; box C/D snoRNP assembly; regulation of transcription by RNA polymerase II. Gene Ontology annotation, cellular component: NuA4 histone acetyltransferase complex; Swr1 complex; R2TP complex. The transcript is spliced from 14 exons. The coding region runs from base 137 to 1516 and encodes 459 amino acids. Lineage: Eukaryota; Metazoa; Chordata; Actinopteri; Syngnathiformes; Syngnathidae.